Molecule: messenger RNA, 1109 nt
Organism: Talpa occidentalis (Iberian mole)
Lineage: Eukaryota; Metazoa; Chordata; Mammalia; Eulipotyphla; Talpidae
Gene: ELOF1
Product: elongation factor 1
Exons: 4
Coding region: 158-475 (105 amino acids)
Biological process (GO): transcription elongation by RNA polymerase II
Cellular component (GO): transcription elongation factor complex
Molecular function (GO): RNA polymerase II complex binding
Source: RefSeq, a predicted model, not a curated record
AUGUUGACUUUCCCAGUGCCCCAACCAGCGCGCGCCUACUCUGAGGCCUGGCUCCUACGGGCGGCCAGCGCGGGGGCGACGCCGAACCUUCGGGGUCAAAAAAUGGACCGCUUGGACAUAAGGCAGCGGGGAGCUAGUUAGAAAUACACGCAGUCGGAUGCUGGCCCCUCCUGCAGCCCCUUUUGGUGCGCUUGGCACAGGACAGGUUCACUCUCCUACAGAUAUGGGACGCAGAAAAUCAAAACGGAAGCCACCUCCCAAGAAAAAGAUGACUGGUACCCUGGAGACCCAGUUCACCUGCCCUUUCUGCAACCACGAGAAGUCUUGUGAUGUAAAAAUGGAUCGUGCCCGAAAUACCGGAGUCAUCUCUUGUACUGUGUGCCUAGAGGAAUUCCAGACACCCAUCACUUAUCUGUCAGAACCAGUGGAUGUAUACAGUGAUUGGAUAGAUGCCUGCGAGGCAGCCAAUCAGUAACAACAAAGAAGACCCUCCCACACUAUGCAGCCCCACCUACCAGGGACCCACCCAAAGGGUACCAACCCAGAGACAUUCCAAGGUCCAUGGUGUGGGUCCAGGACUGUUGCAGCCUCUGUAUGUGUGUAGAGUGGGUGUGAAUGUGUAUGGCUGCAGGUAUGGCUUUGGGGUUUUGCUUGUGGGCAUGGGAUGGAGCUGAGGGGUUACUGGGCCCCAGGGGCCUGAACUGCCUCCCUUGGCUCCAAAAUCCUUUUACAUGCUCCUUCCUGUAGUCCCUGGCUCCUGGGGGCCUUGUCCUGAGAUCCUAGAAAGGGCAAGUCCAGAAGACUGCCCACCUCCCCAGCAACUGGUCCAUUUGAACUGGACUGCCCGCCUUCCUUUCCAUACUUCCAAGGCCUGUGGCCUAGGGUUCAAAGCCACAGUCCUGUGAGCUCCCUCACAGGGUAACCCUGUUCAUUUUAGUUGCUUUGUAGAGGAGGGAGGGACUGGGUCAUGGACGACUGUGUGUCACAAGCCCUUAAAUAAAGCAGCAAGGGAACUCCUGAAUGGCUAUGGUUUCCUUGGUUCUGGGUCAGGCGCAGUGGCUUAUUGAAAGCAGAAGGUGUUCAGAGGCAAUCUAGUAGACCAUCGGAGG